GUCACACCCCACCCCAUCCAUAUGGCAUGCAACCCACUCCGCCCCCACAUAGUGUACAUAACAAACGGGCUUAAUUGGCAAUUUAGUAUCGAAUUAAAUGUGCGCGGCAGGUAGUCCGAACGUCAGUGCGCUUCUCCGGCAGAAUGUGCUCCUGCGGGCUGGUAGUGUCCUCCGGAACUGGGAUUCCAUCGCUAUCCUGUCUCCUUUGCCAUGCAAAUCAAAUUUUAGAUCCGAAUCCCGCGCUUUCUCGUCGGACGGUGGGGCUUCUGCUCCAGCUGCUCCCACCCAGAUCUCGCACCCAAAAACAGUGAGUGAUUUCCAAAAGCUUCACGAAGCCACCAAAAAGAAGUUCCAAUCCAAGAAACUACCCGUUGAUGUGCAUCCGGAUGCCGUGUUCGCCUGUAACGAGUUGGAUCUCAGCGAGGUGCAGGUGUACGGAUUUGAUUACGACUAUACCCUUGCCUGUUAUAAACCGAUCCUAGAAGACCUCCUGUAUAACCUGGCCAGGGAGAUGCUCGUGAAAAGGUUCCGCUAUCCUGAGGAUAUCUUGGAACUUGAGUACGAGCCCAACUUUGCAGUUCGCGGCCUGCACUAUGAUGUGGAAAAGGGUCUACUCGUAAAACUGGAUAGCUUUCUACAGCUGCAGUUGGGCUCGGUCUACCGAGGACGAACUAAAGUGGAGGCGGAGGAGGUGUUGAAGCUAUACCACAACCGCCUACUGCCAAUAGCCUACGUGGAGGGUCCCAACAACAGUUAUAGGCACAACACCAACUCCAAAAUGGUGCAAUUGGCCGACUUAUUUUCCGUACCUGAAAUGUGCCUGCUGUGCAAUGUAAUCGAAUAUUUUGAGCGCAAUCGUAUCGACUAUAAUCCGGAGAUCGUUUUCCAUGACACCAGGACCGCCAUGGGCUCCUGCCACCCCAUAAUGCAUGGCAAGGUGAUGAUGAACACCGAAAAGUACAUAGAACGCAACCCGAAGCUAGUCAAGUUUUUCGAGAAACUGCAGCAGGCGGGGAAGAAUCUCUUUCUGGUCACUAAUAGUCCGUAUUCAUUUGUGAACUGUGGCAUGUCCUGGUUGGUAGGCUCCAAUUGGCGUGAUUUCUUUGAUGUGGUCAUAGUGCAGGCUCGCAAACCUAAGUUCUUCACGGAUGAAUCUCGACCCAUAAGGCUGUUCGACGAGCGAACGCAGUCUCAUCUGUGGGAUCGGGUCUUCAAGCUCGAGAAGGGAAAAAUCUACUACGAAGGUUCGGUAAGGCAGCUUCAAGAACUUAAAGGCUGGCGCGGUCAUUCCGUGCUCUAUUUCGGAGAUCAUCCGUACAGCGACCUGGCAGAUGUUACCCUGAAGCACAGUUGGCGAACAGGAGCCAUAAUCAGUGAACUUGCUCACGAAAUUAAAACCCUUAAUCGUGAGGACUUCAAGAUGAGUGCCAAUUGGCUGCAAAUGCUGACGCAGCUCAUAGAGGAAACGCAGGACGAUGAGAGUGAGGCAGCACAGAUUUGCUUGAAAGAGUGGAUGGAGGAGCGGGAUCAGUUACGCAACAAAACAAAGAACGUGUUCAACGAGCAGUUUGGCAGCGUUUUCCGCACUUAUCACAAUCCCACAUACUUCUCGAGACGCCUCUUCCGCUUUGCCGACAUCUACACCAGCGACAUAACAAAUCUGCUCAAGUUCUCCACCACCCACACCUUCUAUCCCCGACGGGGCGUGAUGCCCCACGAAUAUGCCUCCCACUUCAUUUAGACAAAAUGAAGAUGAAUGCCUGUUAGCAAGCUUAUAUUAGUUGUAGGUGAAAAAAGUGCCAGUGUUGAUUGCUUGUAGCUCGAAACUAGUGAAUUUAAUAUCGUGUAUAUCGUUAUUUACAUUGUUGCUCAAUAAAAUCGUUGUAAUAGUUCAAAAAAA
Messenger RNA from Drosophila eugracilis, 1900 nucleotides. RefSeq names its product 5'-nucleotidase domain-containing protein 3 (gene Nt5c). The record is from RefSeq and is a predicted model, not a curated record. Gene Ontology annotation, molecular function: 5'-nucleotidase activity. The coding region runs from base 98 to 1741 and encodes 547 amino acids. The transcript is spliced from 7 exons. NCBI's taxonomy places the organism in Eukaryota, Metazoa, Arthropoda, Insecta, Diptera, Drosophilidae.